This is a messenger RNA of Geodia barretti, 1269 nucleotides long. The record is from the annotation of a GenBank genome assembly. NCBI's taxonomy places the organism in Eukaryota, Metazoa, Porifera, Demospongiae, Tetractinellida, Geodiidae.
GCGGCGGGACUUUGGUUCGGCUGGAGCGGCAGAAGCAGCCGCCGCAGGGUGACCACAGGCCCCACAGUCAAGGUCUUCGGACGAAUACAACUCGCAACUAUGGACCUGUCCGAAGAGGAAGUGAGCCUCUACUACCUCGGUUUUUCGAACCGAACGCUAUGGCCGCUCCUGCACAGCUUCCCGAUGCGCGUUGUCAUACGUCAUGACAGCUACCGCGCAUACCGCCGCAUCAAUCAGCGCUUCGCCCAGGCGCUGUUGCCAUUUCUGAGAUCCGAUGACCUUGUAUGGGUGCAGGACUUUCACCUAUUCCACCUUGGACAUGAACUGCGCCGUCUGGGAUGGCAGGGCAAGUUGGGCUUCUUUCUGCAUGUGCCCUUCCCUUCGGCGGAUGUAUUCAGCAUACUGCCCUGGGCGGGUGAAGUGCUGGAAGCGCUGCUGCAAUACGACCUCGUGGGGGUGCACGAGCAACGCUACAUGCGCAACCUGAUAGAUUCUCUGGAUGUAGAGCUUGGCGGCGAAUCGAACGGCGACGACUAUUGCUACCGCGGCAAGACGGCUCGGCUGGGGGUGUUCCCAAUCGGCAUAGACCCCGAUGCUUUCAGGCCGAGUGAGUACAGGAAUACGCACACCCUCUCCGAUGAACUGUCGUUGGCGAACGUACCCGAUCGCAAGCUGAUUCUCGGAGUUGACCGCCUCGACUACACCAAGGGCAUCCCGCAUCGCCUCCGCAUAUUCGAGCGACUACUGGAACGGCACCCAAACCUUGGCGGCAAAAUUCUGUAUGUCCAGAUUUCAUCGCCGUCGAGAACCCGCGUGCCGGAGUAUGUGCAGGAGAAGGAUCAGGUCGAGCGUCUGGUCGGGCAGAUUAACGGACGCUUCUCCGAGGCCGGCUGGGUGCCUAUCCGAUACCUCUACCGCUCCUACGCCCAAAUCGAACUGGCAGGCUUCUAUCACGACGCCGAUGUCUGCCUUGUAACGCCCCUGAGGGACGGCAUGAACCUCGUCGCCAAAGAGUUUGUGGCGGCGCAAAGCGAUGACUCGCCCGGUGUGCUGGUAUUGUCCCGCUUCGCAGGCGCUGCAAGCGCGAUGAAAGACGCUGUAAUCGUCAAUCCGUACGACAUCGAAGGUACGGCCGAAGCCACAUACCGCGCGCUCCGGAUGCCGGUCGGGGAGCGGCGGCGGCGCAACCGCAGUCUUCAGUCCGUCGUUAAGCGGGAUUCGUCGCAGAACUGGAGCGAUACAUUCUGCGCCACAUUGCAAAGCAUCUGA